AUGCUCAUAGCAAACGGAGAGACAAGCAUUUGCCGGUCAUAUAUGGAAUCCCCAUUCUGGGGUAGCACCGAAGAAUGCGGAAUUCAAGGAGGCUUUCGAGUGCAUUGUUUCUACGGACUUUGUUGCGGCCGGGGCUUUAAAGCUUGUGACAGCGGGAAAUGUUGUGACAUUAUGAACUGCGACCGCUCACCACAGUGGCCAGGUUUUGAGGACCAUUGCGACAACUUCGACUUCACAACUACAAACUUGAAUGGCUAUGAAAAAACAGAUGAUGGCUUUUGGCUGCUCAAUGUGAGCGGCACUAGCCGGCGGCUGGAUGGUGCUCUCGUGGCCAAUUCCUCCGAGUCCGAGGCUAUUUGGGGCGGGAACAGGUUCUUGGCCAGAAAGAUUGUGCUGACGGGGUACAGCGGUGUUUGGGCAGCUUCCGAUUCCUCGGGGUACGACUACAAAAUGCUCAGUGAUGGCGUCUACUGCACCACGCCCUGCACUCUCAACAUCACCGUGUCAUCUCAGCAAAUGCCCAUGGUAGUCUCCCUGUACCACAACGAGGAGGAGAGCUAUUGUGGAAGCUGUGCGGCUGUCAGCGUGGACGGGCAGCCUGCUCGUUUGAUCCGCUCCAGUGCAGCACGGGCCCUGGCCUCUUCCAGGAUCACGCGCGGGGCAUCGGAAGUCCCGGGUCCCAGUCCCGAAGGCCAAAUAACCAUCACUAUUGCAUCGCCCGAGAAUGUUCUCGACUGCCCAGUCUGUCCUGAAGGUUGCAGCUGCACAAACCAGCACCCUAAACCCUAA
This is a messenger RNA of Symbiodinium sp. CCMP2456, 789 nucleotides long. The record is from the annotation of a GenBank genome assembly. Lineage: Eukaryota; Dinophyceae; Suessiales; Symbiodiniaceae.